Messenger RNA from Boleophthalmus pectinirostris (great blue-spotted mudskipper), 1233 nucleotides. Its product is annotated as amine sulfotransferase-like. The record is from RefSeq and is a predicted model, not a curated record. NCBI's taxonomy places the organism in Eukaryota, Metazoa, Chordata, Actinopteri, Gobiiformes, Gobiidae. Gene Ontology annotation, biological process: sulfation. The coding region runs from base 53 to 904 and encodes 283 amino acids. Gene Ontology annotation, cellular component: cytoplasm. Gene Ontology annotation, molecular function: sulfotransferase activity. The transcript has 6 exons.
CUGAGUGGUGAACCAUUAAGUACUGUACUUGAGUGUAUCACCUAGUCUUAAAAUGGAGCGCGUUUCAGAGCACUUGAGUCACCACAAAGGUAAUACCUUUGUCAAUCGGUGGACUUCUCCAGAGUACCUCGACUCACUUCAGAAUUUUCAGAUCAGAGACAGCGACUUAUUCUUGGUCACUUACCCCAAAUCAGGCACUAUCUGGACCCAGCAGAUUCUGAUCUCCAUCUGUGAGCUGUCUGGAGAUCUGAAUGAGUAUUCCAAUAAUCUGGAGCAAAUGCCUUGGCUGGAGCACAGAGGGACGCGCCCGGACUAUGCACUAAGACCCUCUCCUCGUCUUUUCACCAGCCACCUGCUCCCAGCUCUAAUGCCACCGGGGCUCAAAGACAAGAAGGCUAAGAUCAUAUAUGUGAUGCGAAACCCAAAGGACAACGUUGUUUCUUAUUACCACUUCUCCAAAAUUUUGGCAGGUCUGGAAAAUCCCAAUAGUUUUGAGGAGUUCUUGGAACAGUAUUUAGCAGGAAAUGUAGGGGAUUCAUCCUGGUUUGAUCACAUCCGUCUUUGGCGUUCAGUCCAUGACCAGUACAACAUCCUCUAUCUGACCUAUGAGGAAAUGAUACAGGACCUGAGAAGGGAAGUGGUGAAAAUUUGCAACUUCUUGGGAAAAGUUGUGAGUGAUGCAGACGUCGAUAAAGUUGUAGAGAAAUCAACAUUUGGGAUGAUGAAGAAGGACUCAAAAGCCAAUUAUAAGUUUUUACCAGAAAACAUAUUGAGUGGAGACUUCAUGCGCAAAGGGCGCAUUGGAGACUGGAAGAACACCUUCACUGUUGCUCAGAGUGAAAGAGUGGACCGAAUCCUGGAGGAGAGACUUGGAGACAUGAAUCUACAGUUUAUCUGGGAAUAAAAGAUCUCUAAAUAAUCUGAAGACUAAUACUGUACAAUUUAAAGUGAACAACAGAACAAAAAAAAUCAAAAAAAUGAAAUUAAUCCAUUGCAUCCAUUGUUGAUUAAACUGGUGUGUCUGUUUUCUACCUUUAGCAAGCGAUGAUGGGCUCUUUGGGACAGUGAAUACGCAUUGGACUUCUUGACAACAAUGUACUAUCUACUGAAAUUAUUUUUAAAUGAAUACACUUUGAAGUAAUAUAUAAUAUAAUAGUAACAUACUCUUACUUGUUUCCUGCUGUGGGUAACUCCACUAUUAAUAAUAGCUAUGUGCUGACAAUAUUAAUGGAU